AUACGGACGAGUGCGCGGACGGGGACCGCUGCAGCCAUUACUGCAACAACUACAUCGGGGGCUUCUUCUGCAGCUGCCGACCCCACUACCACCUCCUGGAGGACGGCGCCCGCUGUGGGGUCAACUGCAGUGGGCAGGUCUUCACCAGGUUCAAGGGGGAGUUCGCCAGCCCCAACUACCCGAGCCCUUACGCGGAAAAUUCCGAGUGCCACUACCAUAUACGGAUCGAGCCGGGCUUCGAGGUCAUCCUGCGCUUCGAGGGAGACUUUCACGUGGAAGGGGAGCAGGGGGCCGGCUGCCGGACUGACGUGUUGAAGAUCAAAUCGGGAAGGAAAGAGUUCGGGCCUUUCUGUGGGGACCGAGCACCCAGCAUCCCAGGCCAGCUGGGAGAAUGUGGUGGACGUCACGUUCCGCACCGAUGGCACGGGGGAGCAGGGAGGUUGGAAGAUCAAGUACCACUCCACAGGUAA
This is a messenger RNA of Hypanus sabinus (Atlantic stingray), 470 nucleotides long. Its product is annotated as complement C1s subcomponent-like. Gene Ontology annotation, molecular function: serine-type endopeptidase activity. The transcript has 3 exons. Lineage: Eukaryota; Metazoa; Chordata; Chondrichthyes; Myliobatiformes; Dasyatidae. The annotation marks the transcript as partial. The record is from RefSeq and is a predicted model, not a curated record.